AUGGACAAGUCACCUCCAGAUAGUUCGAAGAAUUUCGAGCUUCGCGAACAGGACAAAUGGCUUCCAAUAGCCAAUGUAUCACGAAUCAUGAAAAACGCGCUUCCCGAGUCUGCCAAGGUAUCUAAGGAAGCGAAAGAAUGUGUUCAAGAAUGUGUAUCUGAGUUUGUGUCGUUUAUAACAUCAGAAGCAUCUGAAAAAUGCAGCGCUGAGAAGCGUAAGACAGUCAAUGGAGAAGACAUUCUCUUUGCCAUGACUUCACUUGGAUUCGAGAACUAUGCUGAGGUGCUCAAGAUCUACCUUGCCAAGUAUCGUGAAUUCCAAGUACUCAAACAGGAACGAGAGGGUGAUCGCAAGCCAUCUGGAGGCAGCGGUGCUGGAUUAGGCCGUCUUGGUAACGGCGGCAGCAGUGUCAGUGUAGGACUGGACGAAGACGAAGACGAUGAUAUGGAUAGUGGAUCUGGCGGGGUAGUGAUGGAUAAUGCCUCGGAAUCUCUGGCUGCUGACGGUGCUGUUGCCGAGAUGCUGAAUACAGACGGCGAGCACGAUCAAGAACACGCCGAGAUCAAAGUUGAAGGACAAUCAGGUGACGGUUCUGAAGGAGCUGUGGCUACAACUGCUGAUACGUAUACAAACUACGAUGAUAGCACGUACACGACCAAUGACCACGCACCAGCUGCCACCGACGACCCCUCAAUCUACGAGGAUUACGGUCAGUACACAAAUGUAGACAUGAACCAGUUCUAG
Molecule: messenger RNA, 744 nt
Organism: Sugiyamaella lignohabitans
Lineage: Eukaryota; Fungi; Ascomycota; Dipodascomycetes; Dipodascales; Trichomonascaceae
Gene: HAP3
Product: Hap3p
Exons: 1
Coding region: 1-744 (247 amino acids)
Biological process (GO): regulation of transcription by RNA polymerase II
Cellular component (GO): CCAAT-binding factor complex
Molecular function (GO): DNA-binding transcription activator activity, RNA polymerase II-specific; RNA polymerase II cis-regulatory region sequence-specific DNA binding; protein heterodimerization activity
Source: RefSeq, a predicted model, not a curated record